This is a messenger RNA of Rosa rugosa (rugosa rose), 819 nucleotides long. Its product is annotated as E3 ubiquitin-protein ligase MIEL1. The transcript is spliced from 10 exons. Gene Ontology annotation, molecular function: ubiquitin protein ligase activity; zinc ion binding. The record is from RefSeq and is a predicted model, not a curated record. Gene Ontology annotation, cellular component: nucleus. NCBI's taxonomy places the organism in Eukaryota, Viridiplantae, Streptophyta, Magnoliopsida, Rosales, Rosaceae. The coding region runs from base 100 to 804 and encodes 234 amino acids. Gene Ontology annotation, biological process: protein ubiquitination; ubiquitin-dependent protein catabolic process.
UUUGAUAUUACACACCCUAUUUCCGUCGUACUCGAGAGUCAGAGAAUUUGUAUCAGACUGUCUCUCUCAGACUCCGCCCAUUUUGAGCUAUUUCCGGCGAUGGAAAGCUCCGGCUCUCCGGCGCCUCGGACUCAAAAGCCACGCGAUUUCGGAAAGUCCGAGUACGGGUGCAACCAUUAUCGGAGACGGUGCAGGAUUCGAGCCCCUUGCUGCGAUCAGAUCUUCCCCUGUAGGCAUUGCCACAACGAAGCCGCCAGCUCUCUGAGCAACCCGAAGGAUCGCCAUGAAAUUGUGAGACAGGAUGUGAAGCAAGUUGUGUGCUCCAUUUGCGAUACCGAGCAAGAGGUUGCUCAGCUUUGUGCAAACUGUGGUGUUAGCAUGGGAGAGUAUUUCUGCGACAUUUGCAAGUUCUUUGAUGAUGAUACCAACAAAGGGCAAUUUCAUUGCAACGAGUGCGGAAUUUGUAGAGUUGGUGGUCGCGACAACUUCUUCCAUUGUCAGAAGUGUGGGUCUUGCUAUGGAGUGGAUCUACGCGAUAAUCACUUAUGUGUAGAAAAUUCCAUGAAGAACCACUGCCCUGUCUGUUAUGAGUAUCUCUUUGACUCGGUUAAAGGCACAUCGAUAAUGAACUGUGGGCACACAAUGCAUACGGAUUGCUUUAUUGAGAUGCACUCACAGAAUCAGUAUCGUUGCCCCCUUUGCUCCAAGACAUUGCUCAACAUGACUCGUUUCUGGAAUAUGUUGAUGAGGAGGUAUGUAAAUUUUGCUGCUUUGUCCUCUUCGAUCUUUGUAUUCUCUGUUUAGUUUUGUCUGUAUAUG